AUGAGUGACAUCAUUGCACUUGGCACAGACGGAGCGUCAUUGAUGACAGGUAGGAAAUUUGGAGUGGCCAAAUUCCUGCAGGACGAUAGUCCCCAUGUUGUAAAUAUUCAUUGUGUGGCACACAGACUAAACUUGUGCACAUCAAAGGCAGCUGACGAAGUGGAGUAUGUUGGGAAAGUGUUUCAGAAAACUCUUACAGACUUAUUUUAUUAUUUUAAGAAAUCAGCAUGCAGAGUUGCAGAACUUGCCGAGGUACAGAAAUUAUUAGAUGACCCCCAAAUAAAAGUAAAGGAAGUCCACGAGAUCAGGUGGUUUGCUAUGUACAAUGCACUUUUCACUGUGUACAAGACAUGGAGGUCUUUACUGAGAUAUGUCAAAAAGAUUGACAAGAGGAGCUCAAAGGAAGAGGAACAACUAGCCAACUUCACAGAUUACAAGUUCAUUUUCAAGCUCCAUGUGAUGAUGGAUGUGAUCCCCAGGUUUACUGAAUUGAAUUUGGUAUUCCAAAAAGUAGAUCUUGAUGUUUCAUGUGUGCAGCCUGCAGUUGAGGGAUGUCUGUCUUGUUUGAAAUGUGCACUCAGUGGCAAAAGCCACUAUCAGCCACUGCUCAAAGAUAAAAUGAUUCUUAAAAAAGAAAAUGACAAUGUGAUAGCUAAGUACUGGGGAGAGAAGUUACAUAAUUACCAAGCAAAGAAAUCAGAGGAAAUCAGGGACAAAUUUUUGAAUGCUCUUCAAGACAGAGUUGAAAAGAGGUUUCCUAAAGAAUCAGUCAGUGUCUCUACUGCUUUUAGUGUCAUGGGACUAAGGAGUAUAAGCAUGCUGUCUGAAGAGGAUCUUGUCAACUAUGGAAAGGAGGAAAUGGAAAUUCUGACUAACUUUUAUGGUUCUGAUCGGACAGGGAAUGGAGAAUAUCUUAGCAAGGCCAAAAUUGACCAAAUUGGAACUCGGUGUGAGUGGGGCAUUUUGAAGAGAGUUGUUCUGAAGGAAAGGUAUGCAAGGGACAAUUUCAGUAAACUUUGGACUGAGAUAUGUGCACAUCACAAGUCCAUGUUUCCCAACCUCCUGACCCUAGCUAGGCUUGCUCUUGUAGUGCCCUUGCAAACAGUUGAUUGUGAACUGGGCUUCAGCUGCCAGAACAACAUCCACAACCCUGCAAGAAACAGACUGUGUGCUGAGAGGCUGAACACACUGAUGUUGAUAAAACUAGAGGGCAAGGAGGUAGAUGAGUUUGACUAUGUGCGAGCAUUGGAGAAGUGGAAGAAGAAAGUGGACAGGAGAAUCUUCAAAGCUUAG
This is a messenger RNA of Haliotis rubra (blacklip abalone), 1293 nucleotides long. Its product is annotated as zinc finger protein 862-like. The transcript has a single exon. Gene Ontology annotation, molecular function: protein dimerization activity. NCBI's taxonomy places the organism in Eukaryota, Metazoa, Mollusca, Gastropoda, Lepetellida, Haliotidae. Bases 1 to 1293 code for a protein of 430 amino acids. The record is from RefSeq and is a predicted model, not a curated record.